Messenger RNA from Cladocopium goreaui, 819 nucleotides. The record is from the annotation of a GenBank genome assembly. Lineage: Eukaryota; Dinophyceae; Suessiales; Symbiodiniaceae.
AUGCUGGUCAUUGCCUUCAAUCUACUUAUGAUGGGCAUUGAAGUAGAUGCAACCAGUGCGCUGAAACCGGGUGAGCCCACUCCGGCGUUCUUUUUGGUCUGCAACAUCGCCAUUGUGGUCAUUUUCAUCUUCGAGCUGACCAUCAAGUUUUUGGCCUACGGGCCGAGAGGGGUCUUGCUGGGCCCAGAAAAAUGGUGGAAUCUCUUCGAUAUCAUCAUAGUGAUCACCUCGAUCAUCGAGACUAUCCUGGAUAUGGUCACCCAAGCAUCUUUUUCGAAUGGCCUUGAUUCCAGUCACUUACGUGUGAUGCGGGUGGUUCGCCUUGCACGUGCCUUGAGAGGCAUCCGAGUCAUGAAAUUGAUUCGCUCCAUUGGAGCCCUUCGAUCCAUUGUACUAGCAAUCGUAAGCACACUAUGGUCACUGGUUUGGACUUUGGUUCUCCUCAUGAUUCUUUUCUAUGUCUUCGGUGUGAUUCUGGCGCAAUUGGUGUCGGAUGGUUGCAGCACAAUUCAAGCUGAUGUAGUGAAUUGCGACACAUUGAAUCACAUGCGAUAUUGGUCCACAGUGUCAGAGAGCAUGCUGACCUUGUUCCUCUCGAUCUCGGGCGGUGUCAGUUGGAUUGAAGCCCUAGAUCCCUUGAGAACCAUCUCAAGCCUUGCUGCUUUUGCCUUCAUCGCGUAUGUAUUUGUGUCAAUUUUUGCCAUUUUGAACGUUGUCACCGGUGUAUUCUGUCACCGUGCUAUCGAGAGUGCCCAAGCAGACAAGGAGAUAGCAAUCAUGAAACAAAUGGAAUGGAAAGAAGUCAGCUACGAGCUUUAA